Molecule: messenger RNA, 2217 nt
Organism: Chondrus crispus (carragheen)
Lineage: Eukaryota; Rhodophyta; Florideophyceae; Gigartinales; Gigartinaceae
Exons: 3
Coding region: 1-2217 (738 amino acids)
Biological process (GO): valyl-tRNA aminoacylation
Cellular component (GO): cytosol
Molecular function (GO): aminoacyl-tRNA deacylase activity; valine-tRNA ligase activity; ATP binding
Source: RefSeq, a predicted model, not a curated record
AUGCCGUCCCGAUACGACCCCUCCAUUUUUGAACAGCCUCUGUAUGCGUGGUGGGAGCAGGCGGGGCUUUUUAAGCCGGCCAAGCCCAAUGGAAAGGAACCUUUUACGAUUUGCAUGCCCCCGCCGAAUGUGACUGGUGGUUUGCACAUGGGGCAUGCCAUGUUCGCGACGAUCGAAGAUAUAUUGGCUCGAUACCAUCGCAUGAAGGGCCGUCCGACGCUGUGGUUGCCGGGUACUGACCAUGCUGGUAUUGCCACGCAGCUGGUUGUCGAGAAAAUGCUCGCGAAGGAAGGCAUCAAGCGACAGGACAUCGGCAGGGAAAAACCAGAGACCAUUUUGGGCGAUACUGCGCUUUGCGUCCACCCUGAGGACCCGAGAUAUAAGCAUCUUAUUGGCAAAAAAGCCCUGGUCCCGAUUGUGGGUCGAGAAAUCCCGGUAAUUGCGGAUGAGUACGUCGACCGAGAGUUUGGGACAGGCGCCCUGAAGAUAACCCCUGGUCACGACCAAAAUGAUUACGAGUUAGGGAAAAAGCAUGACCUCCCCAUUGUGAAUAUUAUGAAUAAGGAUGCGAGCAUAAACUCAAACGGUGGGCAGUUUGAAGGACUAGACCGUUUCGAUGCGAGAAAAGAGUUGUGGAAAACCAUGGAUGAGAAGGGCCUCGUCAUCAAAGUUGAGGACCACGUCAAUCGCGUGCCAAGAAGCCAGCGCGGUGGAGAAGUGGUGGAACCUUUGAUCUCAACUCAAUGGUUUGUAAAGAUGAAAACGCUCGCUGAACCAGCUCUUGCUGCCGUCCGCAGUAAAGAGAUUACUAUCGUGCCUGAGCGGUUUGAAAAAGUAUAUUUCAAUUGGCUCGAAGACAUCAAGGACUGGUGCAUCUCUCGCCAGCUUUGGUGGGGACAUAGAAUUCCCGUGUGGUAUGUUGAAGAACAUGCAGGUGAGUAUAUUGUGGCGCGGAGCGAAGAAGAGGCGCGGCAAAGUGCGUCGGAAAAGUACGCCGGUGAGUCUGUGACACUUCGACAAGAGACUGAUGUCCUCGACACGUGGUUCUCUUCGGGACUCUGGCCAUUCUCAACGAUGGGGUGGCCGAACGAAAAGGCCGAUGAUCUUCAGUCUUUCUUCCCAGGCUCGGUCAUGGAGACAGGGUACGACAUUAUUUUCUUCUGGGUCGCAAGAAUGAUCAUGAUGAGCAUUUGGCUUACCGGCAAAAUCCCCUUCCAUGUUGUGUACCUUCACGGCUUGGUUCGAGAUAAAGACGGUCAAAAAAUGAGCAAGAGUAUCGGGAAUGUCAUCGAUCCUCUGGACACCAUCGCGUCGUAUGGAACAGAUGCGCUUCGGUAUACGCUCGUCACCGGAAGCACCCCAGGUCAAGACAUUCCACUAUCGAACGAAAAUGUAGAAGCAAAUAGAAACUUUGCAAACAAACUUUGGAAUGCGUCUCGAUAUAUUAUUGGGAAUCUCAAGGAUGUGUCAGACGACGAGAAGAAGGAACUGGCUCAGAUUGGGGAAUCAAAAAUCUCAGUUGCAUUUGAAUCAUUGGGGCUGCCAGAGCGAUACAUCAUUUCCAAGCUUCACGUCUUGGUCGAAAAGGUAGAUACCGGCCUUCAUACCCUCUCAUUUGGAGAUGCAGGUCGACAGAUUUAUCAGUUUUUGUGGGAUGAGUUUGCGGAUUGGUACGUUGAAGCAUCAAAAACAAGACUUUAUGGCAACGACAGGAUUGCUGCGAAGGAAUCUCGCGCUACAUUGGUGUACGUUAUGGAUACAUGCUUGCGGUUGCUGCAUCCCUUCAUGCCUUACGUCACAGAAACGUUGUGGCACCGAUUUCCGAGAGACAAAGCCGCUGAGCAGUCUUUAAUGACAGCUGCCUGGCCCCCGGGUGGAUCAAUAGACGGCGAUUCAAUACUACGUUUUGAGAAACUGCAAUCUCUUGUUCGCUCCAUACGCAACGCUCGUGCGGAGUACCAAGUGGAGCCUGGUCGAAAGAUUCCGAUAACAGUGAAAGCAGAUGGCGUGACUGCCGAUGAUGUCAAGGCCGAAAAAAGUGUCCUAUGUUCGCUGGCGCGACUUGAUCCUGAUCAAUUCCUUGUGGAAGUGAUGACAGAUGAAUUUGCUUCAGCAACAGAUGCCGAAGACGAUAUGGCACUGCGCCUCUACGUUGUAGAUGGUUUGGAGGCGGUCAUCCCAAUGAGCGGGAUGAUUGAUUAUGAAAAGGAGAUUUAG